CUGAUACAACGAGUUACGAACAUUAUUCUCACAACAAAUAUUAUUCUCACAACAAAUAUUAUUCUCACAACAAAUAACUAGAAAAGAAAGAGCAGCAUUUUUGUCAUUCGUAUGUUGUUUGUGACAAGGAAGUUGAAUAUGUAUUUGGGAAAACGUGCGUACCAAACCGUACAAGUUGGAGAGUCCCUUCGAUAAUCCCAAUCCUCGCUUGCCCUCACCGGUCACGAAUCUGAUUUGCCUCGGAUAUCGACAUGCAGAUUGUUACAUCUACACUUUUCUUCAUAGGCUUCUGUCAAAGUCGCAGUUUCAGAAUCGGGACAGACUAAGAUGAAUAUCGAAACAUCAGAUGACCGAAUCUCACAGAAACACAGCCACAACCUUUCCGGCCCCCCCCCCACACGUCGGCCAUUUCCAGUAUCGUGUUUUUGCUCCGCCUUCAAAAGCUUGAAGAUCGAUGCCUUUCCUCCUCUUAGCACAGUGCAGCUCAAACAAAAAAGUGAACGUUACCUGCAAUCGCCACUGGACGAGACGUCGGGUUAAAGGUAAGCGACGAGGCUACGAGUUGAUGAAAGGUACUGUUUCAUUGAAUGGCCCACCCGAUUCCCGUUAACACCAUGGAUCUUCAGCCUCAAGACCCUUACUGAUAUAGCCGAAUGUUUGUUCGGCAUGACGUUCGGUGCAGUGCCAUGUGCAGCCUAUCUACGAAGGGAUAUUUGUGACUUGGUGGCUUGUUGGUGCAAGAACGGUUCUGUUUGCUAGGACUUGAGGUCGGCAUUGGCAGGCGCUACAGUCUAGUAGGACAGGCUCAUGUCGUAUUUUAAGUUUGUGGUGCCACCAACUCUGUACCCACGACAUCGAAUUUUUGGGGGAGAUUAUAAGUUACACUGAUGUCCUCUGUUAGUUCACUGAUCAUCAGAGCUUUAUUAUCCCGUCCCAUCUGAUCGAAGGCUCUGAGUCCGUGACCCAGAAACCAUCUCAAACGCGUAUCCAUCAAGUCCAUCAAGAGCCAUUAUGCUCUAUUCCAUUCUUCUCACUGUAGCUGGUUUAUCCUCCGUUCUUGCCGUGCCAGCACCACAAGUAUCGCCUGGAACUCUAGGUCUGGGAGAACAAUGCUCAGGCUCCUCCGAAUGUGCCAACGGCGCUAGUUGCUAUGCAACCAACUCCGGUCUGAUCACUCGUUGUGGCAACUUCCAAGCAUCGUGCAGCUCUAACUCACAAUGUGCCUACAAUACAUGUGUGGACGGUCUCUGCAAUGGGUUCCUCGCUUCCACAACAACCACCUCAAGCUCCCAAUCAACAGGAACUUCAACCACCGUCUACCUCCCGCUCGGCGCAGACUGCAAUCCCAACUCCACACCAUGUGCAAAUGGAGCCAGUUGUUAUGCUACGAACUCCAUGCUACAACCCAGAUGUGGAAACUUCCAAGCAACCUGCUCCAACGACUCACAAUGCGCUUUCAAUACUUGCCGGAACGGAUUCUGUAAUGGUUUCAUCGCGUCGACCACUGCAACAGAUAGUCAAUAUACUAGUACGGCAUCAAGAACUCAACCUACAAGUACAUCGACAACCGUCUACCUGCCACUAGGAGCAAAUUGUAGCCCGAACUCAACACCUUGUGCGAAUGGCGCUCAAUGCUACGCUACGAACUCAAUGCUGCAACCACGAUGUGGCAACUUCCAGUCAGCUUGUACGAGCAACGCGCAAUGUGCAUUCAACACAUGCAAUCAAGGGCUCUGCAAUGGAUUUCUCGCUAACAGCAGCUCGUCACCUGUAAGCACUGCACCAACUACUUCGACUUCGGAAGCCUCGUCUUCAAAAGCUUCUUCUACAGAAGCUUCAUCGACUAUUCAAAGCACUGCUGUUGUGACCAUGACACCCGUGGUUACGGAGAGCUCCCUUGUGAUUGUUACGCCUUCGGCCACUGCAGGUUCAUCUUCGGCUUCGACUACGACGUCUUCGGCGCCAGCGCAGCUGAAUACCAAUGCUGCAGCGGAAUCGAAGAGUAGACAUUUGGGACUUGUGAUUGCGGGUGCUGCAGCAGUUUUUGCCUUUGCAUAAGUGAUACCAUGCAACGAGGAGGGCAGAAUGUGGCAGGUUCUGAGCUAUUGGCAAUGGGACAGGUUGGCUUGUUUGCUAUGUGGUGGGUGGUAAGAGAAGAGCCAAUAUAUAAUGUAUAAUAGACGAAGAGAGAAGAAAAAAACGUUAGAAU
Molecule: messenger RNA, 2209 nt
Organism: Cadophora gregata
Lineage: Eukaryota; Fungi; Ascomycota; Leotiomycetes; Helotiales; Ploettnerulaceae
Exons: 2
Coding region: 1012-2058 (348 amino acids)
Source: RefSeq, a predicted model, not a curated record